Molecule: messenger RNA, 714 nt
Organism: Lodderomyces jiufengensis
Lineage: Eukaryota; Fungi; Ascomycota; Pichiomycetes; Serinales; Debaryomycetaceae
Exons: 1
Coding region: 1-714 (237 amino acids)
Biological process (GO): transcription initiation at RNA polymerase II promoter
Cellular component (GO): nucleus; transcription factor TFIID complex; SAGA complex
Molecular function (GO): promoter-specific chromatin binding; RNA polymerase II general transcription initiation factor activity
Source: RefSeq, a predicted model, not a curated record
AUGGAUCAAGAUACUAAUGAGAAUAAAGACGUGGAAAUGGUGGAUGAAGAAUUUAAUGACGUAGAUGAUCAUAUAAUAGAAACUCCCGAAUCUAAUAAAUCCCAACCAAAAGAUCAACAAAAACAAAAUGAACCUAUAGACAAACAACAAUCAAAAGCUGAAAAAUCAAAACAAAGACAACAAACAUUAUCAGCAGCAGCGGCAGCUAGUGCAGCAGCAGCAGCAUCAUUAAUACCGGAUUUGCCUGAUCUUACACGUAAAGAUAAAACUUUAAAAGAAGUUUUAGAUAUGAUGGAUGAUGAAUUUGCACCAAUUAUACCAGAUGCAGUAACUGAUUAUUAUCUUGCAAAAAAUGGAUUUGAAUCAUCAGAUAUUAAAAUUAAAAGACUAAUAGCUUUAGCAACUCAAAAAUUCAUAAGUGAUAUAGCACAAGAUGCUUAUGAAUAUAGUAGAAUUCGUAAUGCCAGUGCUGUUUAUAAUUCAUCAAAUCCUCAAGUUAGAGCAAAACAAUUACUUCAAGGUCAACAAUAUGCAAAUCAACAAUCUUUGGCUGGGAAUAGCAACAACGCGGAAAGUGGAGAUCAACAAACUUCACAACAAACACAUUCAUCUGCUGGUAAUCAACAAGGUAAAAUAGUUUUAACAAUGGAAGAUCUUAGUAAUGCAUUAAGUGAAUAUGGUAUGAAUGCUUCAAGACCAGAUUUCUACAGGUAG